AUGGAAUUAGAUCCCAAAAAUGACUUGAUAAAGAACAGACCAUGGAUGGGUAAAAAUCUUCACUCAUCUAAUGAAAUAGCUAUAUUGGUGCAUUUGUUUGAUAAUCAAGGGACAUUUAAUAUUCACCGUGCUGCUUUCUUGAGGAUGUACAAGUCCUGUUAUCGGAAUGGUUUAGAAUCCGACAGCAUUAAAUCGCUUUCUAUGAAAGAAUUAAUUUUCAAAUGUACAUCCUUUGUUCCAAAAUAUUCAUCGGAAAAGAAUACUAAGAUGAACGACACAAUUCAAAUUUUGAAUAAAACACACUAUACUUUAACCCUAGUCGUUUAA
Messenger RNA from Debaryomyces fabryi, 327 nucleotides. RefSeq lists its product as uncharacterized. The transcript has a single exon. Bases 1 to 327 code for a protein of 108 amino acids. NCBI's taxonomy places the organism in Eukaryota, Fungi, Ascomycota, Pichiomycetes, Serinales, Debaryomycetaceae. The record is from RefSeq and is a predicted model, not a curated record.